Molecule: messenger RNA, 1074 nt
Organism: Triticum turgidum subsp. durum (durum wheat)
Lineage: Eukaryota; Viridiplantae; Streptophyta; Magnoliopsida; Poales; Poaceae
Source: the annotation of a GenBank genome assembly
AUGGCAAGAGCAAUUGUAAUGAUAUUACUCAUGGCCAUCGUGCUUGUUACCACUACGCCGAUGACACACGCCAUGGACAUCAAAGAUAGGGACUUGGCGUCUGAGGAGUCCCUAUGGGCACUAUAUGAGCGCUGGUGCAAGCAUCACAAUGUGAGAGACGACCUCGGUGACAAAGCCCGGCGCUUCAAAGUGUUCAAGAAGAACGCUCGCAUGAUCCAUGAAUUCAACCAAGGUGACGCACCCUACAAGCUGAGCCUCAACCUCUUCGGCGACAUGACCGAUGAAGAGGUCGACCACAUGUAUGGUCGCUGCUCCAACAUUAGGCCGGACGGCGGGAAGCGGAGCCAAGACCAGUUCACACACGGAGUUGUUGUCGCGUGUGACAACUUACCAAUGUAUGUGGACUGGCGCAUGACAGGCUACGACCAACGUCCGUCGGCUGUGACGAGUGUGAAGAGACAAGGAGGGUGUGGGUCUUGCUGGGCUUUUGCGGCGGCAGCAGCAGUGGAGGGCAUCAACUCCAUCAGGAUGAGGAACCUGGUGUCAUUGUCUGCGCAACAACUCGUAGACUGCGACAAGGGAAGUACUGGUUGUGUUGGCGGCGGCGCACUAGUGGCCUUAAAAUACAUUUAUAACCACGGGGGCAUCACCACAGAGGCUAGCUACCCAUACGUUGCCUAUAAGCAUAGCUACUGCUUGGUGUCGAAACGUAACCCUGUCGUCACCAUCGAUGGCAUCAAAGAGGUGCCGCAAAAGGAUGAGGUGGCAUUGAUGCAGGCGGUGGCAGACCAACCCGUUGUUGUGGUGGUUGACCCGAACGCCUUCAGGCGCUAUGGAGGAGGCGUCUUUGUGGGUCCAUGUGGUACGGAUCGGACCCACUCAAUGUUGGUGGUGGGCUACGGCACCACCGAUGACCAUGACCCCAAGAGACGCAUAGAUUACUGGAUCAUAAAGAACUCAUGGGGGUUAAAAUGGGGUGAAAAUGGCUACAUCCGUAUGGCACGUGGAGCUGGUCCUACCAAGGAGGGCUUGUGUGGCAUACUGAUGGAAGCGUUUUACCCAGUGAAAAAUUAG